CCUCCUGUCAGGAAUAAAAAUACACUUCCGGUGACGUGGCUCCUCUGGAAAAGGGGAAGCCGUGGCAGGAAAGUUAGCUGCGGAAUCAGCUGGAGAGUGGAACAGCAGCGCUAGCCUACCUCACUGAGCUGGAUGGCAGGGACACACUGGUGGAAGAACUUCAGGAAUCACAACAGGGUGCUCUCUGGAACGAGGGACGGAUGAAAUCAAGAGGUGGUAGGCCCAGCUGGGCGUUGGCUGCACUGUUCACUGGUGCUGCCCUGCUGGUCAUCUCCUCCAGAGGGGCGUCCAGUGGGAAGAUGAUGUCCCAGGCAGCCAUGGCUCAUGCCACAGCCACAGCUGCUGGAUCAGGCCCAGGGCUUCCAGAUGAGUUCUUAGGCUUCCAGGCCUUAGCUGACUUCUUUGCAAGUGAACGUGCCGAUGUCUGGCUCUGCUCUCUGGUUGGGUCUGUUGCUGUAGGCCUCACUGGAAUUUUCCCCCUUCUUGUUAUUCCUAUUGAGGCAGGAGCGGCCCUCGAGACAGCGGCUGGCUGUCGGAAGCUAAAGCAGCUUCUGAGCUUUGCCAUUGGUGGUCUCUUGGGUGACGUGUUCCUCCACUUGCUCCCGGAGGCUUGGGCACAUUCCCACUCCUGCAGCCCAGACGAGAGCCAGCUCCACUACAGGACCCAGGGCCUGUGGGUUAUCAUGGGCAUGCUGUCCUUCCUUCUCCUGGAGAAGAUGUUCCCAGAUGAGAACAGUCAGGAGGACUCCAUUGGUAACAGCCAGCAUGUCCCUACUUCCCAUAGCUCAGACUCCAGUAGUGAGGUGUUGUCCCACAUCAAUGGGCACCAUUCUGAUACGUGGAGCUCGCCCUGCAAGACAAAAAGCAGCUUGCAGCAAGUGCCAAAGAAAAUAAAGACGAGUGGGUACCUGAACCUGCUGGCUAACUGCAUUGACAACUUCACCCAUGGCCUGGCUGUGGCAGGGAGCUUCCUGGUCAGCAGGAAGGUUGGGUGUCUCACCACCUUUGCCAUCCUGCUCCAUGAAAUCCCCCAUGAAGUGGGUGACUUUGCCAUCCUGCUGCGUGCAGGGUUUGACCGCUGGAGUGCUGCCCGCAUGCAGCUAUCCACAGCCCUGGGAGGGGUGCUGGGGGCCUGUUUUGCCCUGUGUGCCCAGUCUCCCAGAGGCACAGAAAAUGCAACAGCGUGGAUCUUACCAUUCUCCUCGGGAGGCUUCCUGUACAUAGCCCUGGUCAACGUGGUGCCUGACCUCCUGGAGGAGACCAGCCUCGGACACUCCCUGUUGCAGAUCCUGCUCCUGUGCUGUGGCAUUGCCGUCAUGGCCGUCUUGUCUGCCGUAGUGGAUUGAGCUCAAAAGACAAGCCUGCUUUACCAAAAUAUAAUUGAAAACAUCACCAACAUUCACUGGACUGGGACGCAAUCCCCCUUUCUAUAAAGUUAAGUCCUCAGAUUGCAUUCAGUUGCCCUUUUUAUUAUAUGGAACUUUUUUAUAUACUCCACCUAGUGCCAAAACAUCCUAUCAGCAUGGCCAUCAACAUGGAAGCGAUCUGACAAUCAGAACGGCACCUUGAAUCAUGAUAUCUGCUUUUUCAAUCAGGACUCUAGACCAACCGCGUCCACCUUGUCUGCUGAUCUCUGACUGUCUGUGUGGACACUGUGCCAAACCCAGACAGAGACAGACAUUUUGAAAUGGCAAGAGAGCUAAAGAAAGCUUAUUGAAGCUUUCAUGGAAGUGACUGGACUAUCUGAGAGCAUCAGACCAUAAUGGGCAGACACUCAGUCUCAUCCUGUUUUAUUGCACACAUGCACAUACUCAAACAGGUCAUAUCAGACACAUAUGAGCAGCUCAUGCAUACUGUACAAACUUAAUCUCACAUGGCUUUACCAUACUAAAAUGCGUACACAUUUCCUUACAUUCUUCAAAUUGUAUGCUCAUGUGCUGCUUUCUAUUUGUUUCUUUCAGGCUAAUUUAUAUUUAUUGUGUCUUAUUGGUUUCUGUAUCUGCUUGUACUGCCUAGUAUUUAUUGAAUUAUUUCAGAUAGUAACAUGGUGCAAUGUUUUUGUCAAAUUCUGUUGUGACUUCCAUCACGCACCAUUGCGUUUUCUGUAGGGUUAAUCUGUUACAUUGAUGUAUAUUCAAGCAAAAAGAGCAUGUAUUUUUCAAUUGCAUACAAUGCUAAUUUGUUAAGAGACACUCAGACAGAUAUAUUUGAAACUCCUUAAUUAUGAGAGCUUAAUUUCAGGAAAAUAUGAUUUAGAAAUGUUAUAAUAAUAUUAUACAAAAUAUUUUUGUGUGGUCUUGAUUUUACUAUAUAGUCCUUUCAGAAAGUAUUCACACCCCUUGACUUUCAUGUUUUUUACAAAGUGGGAUUGAAAACAUUUUUUUAAAUCAGCAAUCUACAAUACUCACGUCAGUUUAAAAAAAAUAAAAAAAAUAUUGGAAAAUCAGUCUUGAUUAGUUAAGUAUCCAACCCCCUGAGUCUGUUAAACACCUUUGGCAGCGAUUACAGCUGCUUUUCUGGGUAAGUCUAAGAGCUUUGCACACCUGGAUUGUACUAUAGUUGCCCAUUUUAUUAAAGAAAUUAAAUUUGGUUGUUGAUCAUUGCUAGACAGCCAUUUUCAAUUAGAUUUAAGUCAAAUGAAACUAGGCCACUUGGGAGCAGUCAAUGACAUCUUGGUAAGCAACUCGUAUAUAUUUGGUCUUGUGUUUAAGGUAAUUGUCCUGCUGGAAGGUGAAUUUCUCUCCCAGUGUUGGGAAGCUGAUGGAACCGAGUUUUCUUCUAGGAUUUUGUCUGUGCUUAGCUCUAUUUAGUUUAUUUUUAACCUAAACAACGUAUUCCUUGCUGAUGACAAGCGCACAACAUGAUGCAAUCAUGUUGAGAAUAAGAAGUGCUACACUGUUGUUGGACCCAAACAUAAUGCUUUGUAUUCAGGACAAAAAGUUCAUUUCUUUGCCACAUUUUUUUCAGUAUUACUUCAGUGCCCUUGAAAUAUUUGUUGUCUUUUCAGUCUUGUCAGUAUUGUGGAGUAACUAAAGUACAAUGUUGUUCCAUCCUCCAUUAAACUCUAUUUUAAAAUCGC
Messenger RNA from Oncorhynchus tshawytscha (Chinook salmon), 3079 nucleotides. RefSeq names its product zinc transporter ZIP13. Bases 201 to 1346 code for a protein of 381 amino acids. Gene Ontology annotation, biological process: zinc ion transmembrane transport; intracellular zinc ion homeostasis. Lineage: Eukaryota; Metazoa; Chordata; Actinopteri; Salmoniformes; Salmonidae. The record is from RefSeq and is a predicted model, not a curated record. The transcript is spliced from 10 exons. Gene Ontology annotation, molecular function: zinc ion transmembrane transporter activity. Gene Ontology annotation, cellular component: membrane.